AUGUCUAGCGUUAAGUCGUCCAAGCCGGUUUUUCCUGAAAAUGCAGGGUCAAAAGAAUACGCGGCGUCGCUUGACGCAGCAGACCCGUUGGCAUCAUUCCGUGAAAAGUUCAUUAUCCCUUCAAAGGCAAACGUCAAUAGCAAGAAGCUUGCGAAGCCAGGUCUCUCAUCAGACCCAUGCAUUUACUUCUGUGGCAACUCUCUAGGUAUUCAGCCAAAGGCCACAGCAAAAUACCUGGAAGCACAGUUGGACACUUGGUCAUCAAUUGGUGUAUCUGGUCAUUUUGUAGAGCUCGAGGGCUCUCCUCUGAAAUCAUGGCAAUUGCUUUCCGAACAAGCCGCAGCAUCGAUGAGUAAGAUUGUCGGAGCACAAGCAGAUGAGGUUGCAGCAAUGGGAACCCUAACUGCAAACCUUCAUCUCUUGCUUGCAAGCUUCUAUAAGCCGACUCCAACAAAGCAUAAGAUUCUGUUAGAUUGGAAGGCUUUCCCCAGCGAUCAUUAUGCGAUCGAAUCUCAUCUGGCCUGGCACGAUCUUGACCCGAAGCAAUCCAUGGUUCUCAUUGGUCCUGACGAGGGCGAGUAUGAGAUCUCCACAGAAAAGAUCUUGUCUUACAUUGACGAGCAUGCUGAAAGUGCAGCUCUUAUUCUUUUGCCAGGAAUCCAAUACUACACUGGGCAGCUUUUCGACAUCCAAAAGAUCACAGCCUAUGCACAGUCACGAAAUCUUACUGUUGGGUGGGAUUUAGCGCAUGCGUACGGCAACGCUGAGCCGAUCCCCGGAGCAGGUGGUUGGCAACUUUCGAAUCCUUCGGCUAUUGAUCUUGCAUCCCUCUGCGCCUCGUUGUCCGUUUUUGACGAGACAUCUAUGGCUGAGCUGCGCAAGAAGUCCGUUAUGCUAACGGCGUACUUGGAGCAUCUCUUGCUAAAAGAUACCACUGAUGAAACACGUCCUUUCCGCAUUAUCACGCCACUAGACCCCGAGGCAAGAGGGGCUCAACUCAGUCUACUACUAAAGCCCGGCUUGUUGCAGAACGUCUCCCAGAAAUUGCAAGAAGGGGGCAUAGUUUGUGACAAGAGAGAGCCAGGUGUUGUCCGCGUUGCCCCUACUCCCCUGUACAACACCUUCACCGACGUAUGGAAGUUUGUGAGUUAUUUCAAGGCUGCACUGGACGAACCAGUACUGAAGAAUUGA
Messenger RNA from Aspergillus nomiae NRRL 13137, 1191 nucleotides. Its product is annotated as putative kynureninase. Bases 1 to 1191 code for a protein of 396 amino acids. Gene Ontology annotation, molecular function: kynureninase activity; pyridoxal phosphate binding. The record is from RefSeq and is a predicted model, not a curated record. NCBI's taxonomy places the organism in Eukaryota, Fungi, Ascomycota, Eurotiomycetes, Eurotiales, Aspergillaceae. The transcript is spliced from 4 exons. Gene Ontology annotation, cellular component: cytoplasm. Gene Ontology annotation, biological process: NAD+ biosynthetic process.